UAUUAUUUGUGUAGCCAUAUUGUUCGUGUUUUUAUGCUGUGUGUCAAGAGGAGUCAGGUUAGAGAAAUGACUUACGGAGCCUUUUCAGGCCCCGUGAUUAUGGUACGGGUUUUGUCCUUCUUGGAGCGGUCGCGAGAAUCGCGCUGCUCCCGAGGCGCUAGAUGCGCCUUCUGGCUCGGGGUUGUGUCCAUCGACUCCUGGGAGCCGCUGGACUUCCGCUCACUAGAGCGGGGUGUUUUCAGGGUAGGCCUUGCCUCGAAAAGCAGGGCCUUGGAGGCCACCAACCCAGAGGUCGAUGGGCCCUCCUUCGGGGACGGCGCAGCAGCGCUGGCUGCUGACGCCAGGGGGGCUGGUGGCACGGCCGCAACCACGCUCGUUGUGGUCUGGGCCGGAGCCGGAGUCUGCUGCGACGCUGCCCCCUUGCGCGCCGCACCAGCAUACCCUGAGGUUCGAGAGUAUGCUGCGUGUCCACCGUCACAGUUGGGACAGUGGGGUGUGCCAUUACAGUUGUUGGAUUCGUGUUCGUGGUCGCCACACUUUGCACAGGUUAGUCGGCCGCGGCAGCUUUGCGAACCAUGGCCAUACCUCUGACACUUGAAGCAUCUACGGGGGUUUGGGAUGUAAGGCCUGACUCGAAGUUUGGUAUAUCCUGUUUCUAAGGUUUCUGGCAAAACGCUGGACGCAAAGGUGAGGAUGAGAUGUUUAGUUGGGAUAUCUUGGUUGUCUCGCUUGAUCUUUAUUCUUUGCACCUGAAUCACAUUGUGUUCUUUCCAGCCCUCCAGGAGCUCUUCCUCGCUUAGGCUCAAUAGAUCUUCAUCAGAUAUGACUCCUUUAGAUGUGUUCAGUGAUCGGUGGGGGGUAACAGUGAUUUUCACAUCACGGAACGCUAAGAGACUGGA
Dermacentor andersoni is the source of this 899-nucleotide messenger RNA. The record is from RefSeq and is a predicted model, not a curated record. NCBI's taxonomy places the organism in Eukaryota, Metazoa, Arthropoda, Arachnida, Ixodida, Ixodidae.